This is a messenger RNA of Aphis gossypii (cotton aphid), 1942 nucleotides long. Its product is annotated as TBC1 domain family member 20. Gene Ontology annotation, biological process: positive regulation of GTPase activity; endoplasmic reticulum to Golgi vesicle-mediated transport. Lineage: Eukaryota; Metazoa; Arthropoda; Insecta; Hemiptera; Aphididae. Gene Ontology annotation, molecular function: GTPase activator activity. Gene Ontology annotation, cellular component: endoplasmic reticulum membrane. The transcript is spliced from 7 exons. The coding region runs from base 378 to 1544 and encodes 388 amino acids. The record is from RefSeq and is a predicted model, not a curated record.
AUAGUACAGUGAUAAAGCAUAUUAGCAUAAGUCAAUUUCAUAAACGUAAUCUACCGUCGCGCGUUUGCAAUAAUAAUCAUAAUAAGCCUAAUAAUAAUUAAUAUUAUAAUAACAUAAAUACCUACGUAAUAAUAUUAAUAAUAAUUUUAGUAGUGACUAAAUGAUUCGCAACCCGCGCACUAAUCUUUAACUGGAUUCAACAACGAGUCAGUCCGUUAGCUAUAAUUAUCGUCGCAUUGAAUAAAAGUGAUUUCCCGUUUUCACGACGUACCUAAACAAAAAAGGCGUAAGAACCGCUACCGCUCAACAUUAUUGUUCAAUUGUUCUCAGAACGUAUACACUCAUUGUGCACUCGAACUUUUACCCGUGAGUCCACGAUGACGACAGAUCACGAAGAUUCUGAUGGCAAUUCAUCCGAUUCCAGUUAUUCAAAAGUGGACUUUUACGAGGUUAUGAAUGAAGUACCUGAGAACUAUAAAAGCAAAGUAGAUGAACUGAACAAAAUAUUACUAAGUAAAAAUCCAGAUAUAAAUCGUCUAAGAGAUUUAGCUAUUAGUGAUGGAGGUUUGGUGAUAAGUUUAGUACGUCUAGAAGCAUGGAAACUGUUAUUAAACUUACCGAGCAAUGAUGAAAAAUUAUAUCCAUUGGAAAUUAUAAAAGAUCAUCCUGAAUACCAUCAAGUUGAUAUGGAUGUAAGAAGAUGCUUAAAAAGAUUUCCGCCUGGUAUAUCAUAUGAGAAAAUUGGUAUAUUGCAAAAAGAAUUGAUAGCAAUUAUACUAAGUGUAAUUAAAGAAUAUCCAGAUCUUAAAUACUAUCAAGGUUAUCAUGAUGUUGCCGUUACUUUUCUAAUAGAAGUUGGGCAAAAAGAAGCAUAUAGUAUAAUGAAGCAUCUAUCAUUACAUCAUCUUAAAGAAUUUCUAAAGCCAACUAUGGAGGAAACGUCAUAUCUAUUGUUACAUGUUUUUCCGUUGAUUAAAAAGCUUGAUCCAGAAUUAGAAGAAUUUAUUGAAAAGUCUGGUAUUGGUACAAUAUUUGCUCUUCCUUGGUUGAUAUCAUGGUUUAGUCAUAGUUUAGACCUACACUCAAAAGUAGUAAGAUUAUUUGAUUUCUUUCUAGCAUCACCAAAAGAAAUCAUCUUAUAUGUUAUAGCCCAGUUAAUAAUUGCCAGACGUGAUGAAGUCUUAAGUACUGAGUGUGACAUGGCUUGUGUUCAUAUGGUCUUAUCAAAGAUUCCAGAAAGCCUAAAUUUUGAAAUAAUAUUGGAUAAAGCUACAAAAAUGUACAAAGAAUAUGAUCUUUCAAACGUUAAACAUGAAGUAGACGAAAGAGUAAUAUUAGAAGCUAAGUUAUUAAAUGAUCAGCGAGAAGAAAAUGCAAAGCGAAAAAAGAACAAAACAUUUUCAAAUCAAGAACAGCCAGUAUUUAACAAAGCUUUCCGCUAUGUACCUAUAUGGAUCAGACCUAGAAUGAGAUUUGGUUUAUUAUUUUUUGGAUUUAGUUUAGCUGCCGGACUCUGGGCUGUUUUCAAAUCUAAUAACAAUUAAAAAUUAAAAUUGCUUCAUUUAUUCCAAUUAUUAUUUGUGCUAUACAUAAGGGACCAAAUAGACUGAUAUCUUAAAAUAUUAUAUUGGUAUAUGUAUAUAUAUAUUUAUUUGUUUUUACUUUUUGAUAUUGGCGCAUUUAAUUACACAUCCUUAUUUAUUUAGUUAACUUUGUUUAAUUCAGCCAAAUAGUUCUAUUGUUUAAUUCAUAAAACUGUAUCAUACUAUUUUUUAGAUGUAAUAUGUGAUUGUGAAUAUUAAUUGUUUUUACAAAUCUAUUACUGAUGACAUUUUUUAAAUUUUAUGAAUCUAAUUAUAAUUGUUUAUUAUUGUUGAAAACUUAUCUUACAUACCUCAUAGCUAGUUUUUGUAUGUGUCAAUAAAAUGUAUUUAUUGUUGAA